Macrosiphum euphorbiae (potato aphid) is the source of this 942-nucleotide messenger RNA. Lineage: Eukaryota; Metazoa; Arthropoda; Insecta; Hemiptera; Aphididae. The record is from the annotation of a GenBank genome assembly.
AUGAAUGAUUUAAAAGAUACAAAGUCGGAAAUCUCGAUUACUAUUAAUAAAGCUACGGACAUUUACGUUCUAAAAAAAGAAGAUCUAAUAAAAUAUUGUAAAUCAAAAAAAUUAAAUUCAGCAGGUAGAUCAUCCGAUUUAAGAUCUAGACUUAGUAGGUACAUAAAAGGCAUUUUAAACCCAGACGACGUAGAAAAUACUCUAAGCAACGAGGAACGUAUAAAAAUUAUAAAUAAAUCAAUAGCCGAAAAAAUUGAUCUUGGAACAAUAGAAAAAGAAAUAGGCCUACCCAAUUUAAGUCCUGAAACCUCUCAAAUAAAUACAGAACUCACAAAUAAACUCCUCCACACAACAUUAGAUAGCUUAGAAUUAUUUGACAAUUUAAACAAUAGUGUUAACCUAUAUUCAAAUAAAGCUCAGGAUAUAUUAAAUUCAACCGAAAUAAAUUUUUCCGAAUCUGAUAAUUUAAUAAAUUUAGAUACUACCAAUAAUCUUGAAAAUACUACAGUCCCAUUUGAAGGGAAUAAACCCGAAGAAAAUAAUAAAAACAAUAUAUUAAAUCAACCAUCAUAUACACGCAACACACCAAACAUGUUUAACCAAGGCUCAUUAAAUAAAUAUAUGGUAAUAAAACCAGAUAGCUUUUCCGGACAAGGGGAUAUUAAAUUUUUUUUUAAACAAUAUGAAAAAGCAGCAGAAGUAAAUAAUUGGGACGAUAAAGAAAAAAUAAAAUUCUUGUCAAUAUUUUUAAAAGACACAGCCAACUCCUUUUUGGAAAAUUUAGAAAAUAUAAGAGAAGAUUGGACAUGGGGAGAUUUAAAAAACGAAUUUCUUAGUGAAUUUCAACCAAUAGGAUAUUCGAUACUUUUAAAAAAUAAACUAGAAAAUAGAAGACAGGAAAAUUCAGAAUCAACUACGAGUUACGUCACGUUCGACGGUUAG